Messenger RNA from Paramormyrops kingsleyae, 5445 nucleotides. It is a transcript of the gene ptprub, whose product is annotated as protein tyrosine phosphatase receptor type Ub. Gene Ontology annotation, molecular function: protein binding; protein tyrosine phosphatase activity. Gene Ontology annotation, cellular component: membrane. Gene Ontology annotation, biological process: protein dephosphorylation. Lineage: Eukaryota; Metazoa; Chordata; Actinopteri; Osteoglossiformes; Mormyridae. The record is from RefSeq and is a predicted model, not a curated record.
CCUGUCGAAGUGUUUAUCCUGACGUCAGUGUGCAGGGAUCGCAGCGCUCCAGUCUCGCUCUCGGAGUCGUUCAGCAGCGUUCCAGCAGGAUUUCGGGGAUCGAUGGGCUGGAGUUCGCCACUUGCGCACUAGUUUCGCCGGAGUGACUGUUAUGAUUUCUGAUCAUAAUCCCAACUGGACUAAAACAAUGAACACCUGUGUUUUUCUCGUGAUCCUGGCCGCGCAGAUCUACGCCGAUGGCAUGGAAGGGCCAACAGCGGCUGGCUGCACCUUCGAGGAGGACUCGGACCCCGGCCUCUGCGAGUACAGCCAGGGCGAGGAGGACGACUUUGACUGGCAGCUCGUCCGCACCUACAGCUUGCCGUACUCCACCUCUGAUCUGCUGAGCGGUUCCUACAUGAUCGUGAACUGCUCCCAGCAUGCCGCGGGACAGCGGGCGCACCUCCUGCUGCAGACGCUCAGUGAGAAUGACACCCACUGCGUCCAGUUCAGCUACUUCCUGUACAGCCGCGAUGGGCACAGCCCGGGGGCUCUGCGGGCGUACGUGCGGGUCAACGGCGGGCCUCUGGGCAGCCCCGUCUGGAAUGCAUCCGGCUCACAUGGGCGCCAGUGGCACCAGGUGGAGAUGGCUGUCAGCACCUUCUGGCCCAACGAGUACCAGGUGCUGUUUGAGGCAACGGUCUCCAAGGAGCGCCAGGGCUAUAUCGGCAUGGAUGACAUCCUGCUCCUGAACUACCCCUGCUACAAGGCACCCCAUUUCUCCCGCCUGGGGGACGUGGAGGUCAACGCCGGGCAGAACGCCACCUUCCAGUGCGUGGCGUCGGGACGGGCCUCGGAGUCGGAGAAGUUCCUGCUGGAGCGGCAUAAUGGAGACCUGACUCCUGCUUCUUCGGUGAAGCACCUGAGCCACCGGCGUUUCGUGGCCUCCUUCCAGCUGGACGCCGUGCAGCACGCGGAUCAGGACCUGUACCGCUGCGUCACCCAGGCCGCCCGCGGGGCCGGCGUCUCCAACUUCGCAGAGCUCAUCGUCAAGGUACCCCCCUCCCCCAUAGCACCACCCCAGCUGCUGAGAGCCGGCUCCACCUACCUGAUCAUCCAACUGAACACCAACUCCAUCCUGGGGGAUGGGCCCAUCAUCCGACGGGAGAUCGAGUACCGCGCCAGCCAGUCGCCCUGGUCCGAGGUGCAUGGCGUCAACAUGGUCACCUACAAGCUAUGGCACCUGGACCCGGACACAGAGUACCACAUCAGUGUGCUGCUGACCCGGCCUGGCGAUGGGGGCACCGGGCCCCCAGGGCCCCCCCUCAUCAGCCGGACCAAGUGUGCAGAGCCGAUGCGGCCCUUGCGGGGCCUGACCGCCACCGAGAUCCAGGCGCGGCAGCUGUCGCUGCAAUGGGAGACACUCGCCUACAACCUGACCCGCUGCCACACCUACUCGGUGUCCCUGUGCUACCGCUACUCCAUGGCGGCGGGCAGCGGCGGGGCUGGCGGGGGCCACAACGCCACGGUGCGCGAGUGCCUCGCUGUGGAACACAACGUGUCGCGCUUCACGCUGCGCGACCUGCCGCCAUACCGCGCCAUGCACGUGCGCCUCACGCUCUCCAAUCCCGAGGGAAAGAAGGAGGGCCGCGAGGUCACCUUCCAGACCGAGGAGGACAUUCCUGGCGGCAUUGCCCCGGAGUCGCUGACCUUCACCCCCCUAGAGGACAUGAUUUUCCUGAAGUGGGAGGAGCCUGUGGAGCCUAAUGGACUCAUCACCCAAUACGAAAUCAGCUAUCAGAGCAUCGAGUCAUCAGACCCCGGGAUCAACGUGCCAGGCCCACGCCGGACUGUCUCCAAGCUCCGCAACGAGACCUACCACAUGUUCUCCAACCUGCACCCGGGCACCACCUACCUGAUCUCCGUGCGCGCCCGCACAUCCAAAGGCUUUGGCCAGACCGCCCUCACUGAGAUUACCACCAACAUCUCCGCUCCCGCCUUUGACUACGGGGACAUGCCCUCCCCUCUGAGCGAAACAGAGAAUACCAUCACCGUGCUGCUCCGCCCUGCCCAGGCCAGGGGCGCCCCCGUCAGCACGUACCAGGUGGUGGUGGAGGAGGACAGCACCCGGAAGGUGAAGCGGGAGCUGGGGCCGCAGGACUGCUUUCCGGUGGCCUCAUCCCACAGCGAGGCUCAGGCCAAGGGGGCUCCGCACUACUACACGGCCGAACUAGCACCCAGCAGCCUCCCAGAGGCCACGCCCUUCACCGUGGGGGACAACCACACCUACAACGGCUACUGGAACACUCCCCUUGACCCCAGGAAGACCUAUCUGAUCUACUUCCAGGCCAUGAGCAACUUCAGAGGAGAAACGAGGAUAAACUGCGUCCGCAUCGCCCGCAAAGCAGCUUGUAAGGACCACAAGAAGGCCCUAGAGGUGUCCCAGCACUCGGAGGAGAUGGGGCUGAUCCUGGGGGUGUGUGCUGGUGGGCUGGUGGUCCUCAUCUUGCUCCUGGGUGCCAUCAUCAUCAUCAUCAAGAAGGGAAGGGACUACUAUACCUACUCUUACUACCCGAGGAAGCCGGUGAACAUCAACAAGACGCCCAUCACCUACAGGCAGGAGAAGACACACAUGAUGGGCUCCAUGGAAAGGAGCUUCACCGACCAGAGCACGCUGCAGGAGGAUGAGAGGAUGGCACUCUCCUUCAUGGACGCCCACAACUGCAGCACCCGCAGUGAUCCACGUAGCUCUGUGAACGAAUCCAGCAGCUUGCUUGGGGGGUCUCCACGACGACCAUGUGGACGCAAAGGCUCCCCCUACCACACGGGGCAGCUGCACCCGGCCGUGCGCGUGGCCGACCUGCUCCAGCACAUCAACCAGAUGAAAACUGCAGAGGGGUACGGGUUCAAGCAGGAGUAUGAGAGUUUCUUUGAAGGAUGGGAUGUCACUAAGAAGAAGGACAAGACCAAGGGAAGACAUGACAGCCUCAUGGGUUAUGACCGCCAUCGAGUCAAGCUCCAUCCACUGCUGGGGGAUCCCAACUCCGACUACAUCAACGCCAACUACAUUGACAUUCGGAUAAACAGGGAAGGAUACCAUCGAUCCAACCACUUCAUCGCCACUCAGGGGCCCAAGCAGGAGACGGUCUACGACUUCUGGCGCAUGGUGUGGCAGGAGAACUGCUUCAGCAUCGUCAUGAUCACCAAGCUGGUGGAGGUGGGCCGGGUGAAAUGCUGUAAGUACUGGCCGGAUGACAGCGAAAUGUAUGGCGACAUCAAGAUCACGCUGCUGAAGACGGAGACGCUGGCGGAGUACACCGUCCGCACCUUCGCCCUGGAGCGGAGGGGUUACUCCGCGAAGCACGAGGUUCGCCAAUUCCACUUCACGUCGUGGCCGGAACACGGCGUUCCCUACCACGCCACCGGCCUGCUCGCAUUCAUCCGCCGCGUCAAGAGCUCCACACCACCUGACGCUGGGCCCAUCGUGGUGCACUGCAGCAUGGGGGCAGGUCGCACAGGCUGUUACAUUGUCCUGGAUGUGAUGCUGGACAUGGCGGAGUGCGAGGGCGUGGUGGACAUCUACAACUGCGUCAAGACGCUCUGCUCCCGGCGCAUCAACAUGAUCCAGACAGAGGAGCAGUACAUCUUCAUCCACGACGCCAUCCUGGAGGCGUGCCUCUGUGGCGAGACGGUUAUCCCUGUCAGCGACUUCGCACUUACCUACAAGGAGAUGCUGAGAGUGGACUCCCAGAGCAACUCCUCCCAACUCCGCGAGGAAUUCCAGACGCUGAACUCGGUGACGCCUCACCUGGAUGUGGAGGAGUGCAGCAUCGCGCUGUUGCCACGUAACCGCGAGAAGAACCGCAGCAUGGAUGUGUUGCCACCUGACCGCGCCUUGCCCUUCCUCGUCACCACCGAGGGCGAGAGUAACAACUACAUCAACGCCGUGCUCAUGGACAGCUUCCACCAGCCUGCCGCCUUCAUCGUCACGCCGCACCCGCUGCCCGGGACCACCGCUGAUUUCUGGAGGCUGGUCUUCGAUUACGGCUGCAGCUCUGUGGUCAUGAUCAACCAGCUGAACCAGUCUAACUCAGCCUGGCCAUGUGUCCAGUACUGGCCGGAGCCCGGCACACAGCAGUACGGACCCAUGCAGGUGGAGUUCCUGUCCAGGUCUGCUGAUGAAGACGUCAUCACGCGCCUCUUCCGGGUCCAGAACGUCACACGGCUACAGGAGGGUCAGAUGCUGGUGCGACAGUUCCAGUUCCUGCGCUGGUCGGCGUACCGCGACGUUCCCGACUCCAAGAAGGCCUUCCUGGGGCUGCUGGGCCACGUGGCCGAGUGGCAACGGGAGAGCGGGGAGGGCCGCACCGUCGUGCACUGCCUCAACGGCGGUGGACGCAGUGGAACUUUCUGCGCCUGCACAAUGAUCCUGGAGAUGAUCGAGUCCCAGAACAUGGUGGACGUCUUCUACGCCGUGAAGACACUGCGGAACUCAAAGCCCAACAUGGUGGAGUCCCUGGACCAGUACAGGUUCUGCUAUGACCUGGCACUGGAGUACCUGGACUGCAUGGAGGUGAGAUAGCAGCACAGUGUGACUCCACCUCCUCGCCCCGGACUGGAACCUCCAGCUCAGCCACCAUCUCUGUGUGGUCGCCACAAGCUUGUUUCCCUUAUGUGCAUCCUCAACACUUUGGAUUAACAGGCCUUACCUGGAAUCGAUGGUGUGCAGAACAGAGCAAUGUCAGAGAUGGGGAAGAAUCUUGCCUUUAACCUUAAUGUGUGACUGCUGUUUUGUUUCCUGGUCUGUUUUUGCUUAAGGGGUGUGGGUGUGUGUGUGUGUGGGGGGGGUCUCAGGCUGUUCUGUGUUGAGCAUCCUUGCCAAGUCCUAAGGACAGAAUGAGCGAAUCCCUCUGUUUGAGACCACUGCUCACUUCCUGUGACUCGCUGGGCAGUUCCCUGGUCACGUGACCCACAGGUGCCAGCUGUGCUAAGCCCGGGGUUCACUGUGGUUCCAUCUCCUCAGACCAUCUGGCUGUAUUGUGCUGCUAAGGACGGCUAAAGCCGCCGGCUUCAGCGAGGAUCAUCCUGCGUACCAUUGAUGUUACGAAUUACGGUGGAAAAAAAACACCUUUUCAGAGGAGUUCUCGACAUUCCAGGUGCUUGUGUCGUGUUUUCUGGAUUUCCUUUCUUCGUGACGUUCGUGGAGUGGACUCACUGGUUUUUCCAUCUGGGAUCAGCAUGGACUGGACUCUAAGCAACUCUUAAAAAAUUGUGGGGGGGGGAGGUUUCUAUCACGACUCAUCUAAUGGUGCCACCCCAAAAUGAGAGAAUUCUCAUGCUAUUUUUAUGUUUGGCUUUGCCCUGUAUAUGUGUAUAUAGCUAUCUGAGUUUGUAGAUGUUCUUGUCUGGAAGUCCCAUCUCCUAUGUGUGUGUAAAGCGGGGACUAAUAUUACCAGUGUGCCGGCA